Molecule: messenger RNA, 843 nt
Organism: Acanthamoeba castellanii str. Neff
Lineage: Eukaryota; Discosea; Longamoebia; Acanthamoebidae
Product: RapGAP/RanGAP domain containing protein
Exons: 7
Coding region: 1-843 (280 amino acids)
Biological process (GO): regulation of small GTPase mediated signal transduction
Molecular function (GO): GTPase activator activity
Source: RefSeq, a predicted model, not a curated record
AUGACAGCGAUCGCAAUCUGGUGCUCGUUCGAACGAAGAAGGGAAUUGCGCGAACAUCGAUCACAUACGCCAGUGCUUGCCAACGCCAAGUUCUCCAAAGUCAAGGACCCCGCGCUCAACACAGAUCUGCUGGACAUGGAACGGAAGAUGAUUGCCAAGAACUACAAGUUCGGCAUCCUCUACGUCAAGGAGGGCCAGACCAAGGAGAACGAGAUGUUCGCCAACGUCGAGACCUCUGCGGCCUUCGAUGAGUUCCUCGAGUUCCUGGGCAACCGAAUCGUGCUGCGGGACUGGAAGGGCUUCCGAGGCGGCCUCGACGUGAACAGGGACUCUACGGGAACACACAGUGUACAUACCCGGUUCAAGGACUUCGAGAUCAUGUUCCACGUAUCCACACUUCUGCCCUUCAACCCUGCAGACGAACAGCAGCUCGAACGUAAGCGACAUCUGGGCAAUGACAUCGUGGUCAUCAUCUUCGUCGACGGAUCCACGCCCUUCUCUCCAAGCCUCCUCAAAUCAGAAUUCAAUCAUACGUUCGUCGUGGUGCAACCACACGCAUCACCACAGGACGACGGCAAGACAUUCUACAAGAUCGGGUUUGCCGACAAAGUGGGCGUGCGGUCGUAUGCGCCUCUUCUGCCAGACCCGCCAGUGUUUGAGAAGAAUCAAGCCUUCCGUCACUGGUUCAUGACCAAGCUGGUGAACGCCGAGCGAGCGUCGUUGCACGCUCCGGGCUUCAAGGGCAAGAUACAGCGUACGCGCAUGCUCCUGUUGAAGGACAUGAUCGAGAAGUACUGCAAGAAGGACAUCAUGCCCAACGCCGACUCCUUCUCCAUGGGCUGA